CGUCUGUGCACUGCAAAAUUUAAAUCGUAAAUAUUCAAGAGCUCGUCAAAAUUCAGUCAAGUUGUCAACAGCCAUUUGCAGCCAAAUGUAAUAACAAAACGGGAAAAAAUUCUUGAAUAAGCCCAAAAUUAAGGGCACUUUCUGUGUUUCAUGAGAUAUCUGCUUUUCAUAUCCGUCCGACUUGGUCAUCAUACCCGAAAAACUUUGUUAAAAUUAGAAAAAUGUCGGAACUAUGCGUUCAGAGACGAAAAUCUGUAUUUUGUGAAUGUAAUCGGAUCGACGAUAAUUUCAGCGUUAGGUGACUUUCUCUGUCAGUCAAGUGCGAGGGCCUUAAAUUCUAAAAUUGAAUAUGAUACCCGCCGAACUGCAAGAAUGGCAAUUUCCGAUGGAUACUUUGGGGGCACUUUCAGUCACUUUGCCUACGAGGGUUUCGAUAUAUAUUGGCCAGAGCGGAGUUUGCGAUCGACUAUUAAGAAGCUGGCAGCAGACCAAAUUAUUGUAGCACCGAUCGGGUUGUUGAUCUUCCAGGUUGCGGUUGGAUACAUGUCGGCUGAAUCAUUUGAAGAAAUCGUUCAGAACAUCAAGGAUAGUAUGCUGAGCUUGUACAAGAUAUCGAAUGAUGUUUGUACUUGCAUUUUCUACACUCGAAGCCGCGUGUUUUUCAAGGAUGAUGUUCGGAAUCCAUUAGAAGUGAAGACUUCUCUCAACUGGUGCUAAUGCGAUAAGUCAGUCGAGACGGAUAUCGCAAGUAGAACAACUUUAUCAAAGCAUUAUUCAUUCGUAACAAGGAACAAAGCUAGGUUUCUUUUAAAGAUGCAUUUAUUAAUCAUGAUCGUAUAAACAUUUGAAAUAAACUCAACAAAAUAUUGAAACAAAGUUAA
This is a messenger RNA of Hermetia illucens (black soldier fly), 881 nucleotides long. RefSeq lists its product as uncharacterized. NCBI's taxonomy places the organism in Eukaryota, Metazoa, Arthropoda, Insecta, Diptera, Stratiomyidae. The coding region runs from base 151 to 717 and encodes 188 amino acids. The transcript is spliced from 2 exons. Gene Ontology annotation, cellular component: cytoplasm; membrane. The record is from RefSeq and is a predicted model, not a curated record.